AACGCAAAUCUCAUUUAGUACGGUGCGUAAACCCCUCGUGAAUGGAAGCCUUUUCGAACUAAGGCGCUGGUCAAACGAUGUGAACGUGUCGCCUAUCACUCAGCAAACCAGUACAGCAAAGCACAACUAAGUUUCUUUAGGUGAAAAAAGAAACAAAUUUUACAAUAUUUAGUUGAAUAAAAGAUUGACAAAAAUGUUUUCCAGUUGCAUGAAAAUUAAGUGAAAAAGUGCGGGAAGCAAAAAAGACCUGAAAAGAAAGCAGAAUUUCAUACGAAAAGCUGAAUUUUUUUGCGCGUAGCCAUUUUGCAUUGGCGUUUACCCUUGUUGAGAAGGAAUAUUUUAUUAAAAGUAACAAUUUUGUGGUGGAAUUUCGAAUCCACUUAAAAAUGAAUAGUGCGUGAAAAGUUUAAUGUAAUUUGAGUAAAAAGUCCAUUAAAGAAUGCUUGUGCAAUUAUUUUUCUGAGGCACAUAUUUGAAAAAAGGAAGUUGGCCAAAAAAUACCAAUAGAAUAGUGAAGCAUGGAAAAAAGCCAUUAAUUUUCGAAAUAAAUAUCUUUCGGCAGUGAUGUGAAUACAUAUGAAAAUUUAUGUGCGGAAAUUUGCGGAGCAUUGAAUUUUUCUCAGCGUAACGAAUAGUGCAGCAUGCAACAUAAAAUAUAAGUGUAUGUGUGCGCGUAACAUAUCAUUAAUUACGUAAGAGUGUCAAUAAACGGUAAUAUAUCAAUAAAGAAUAUUAACAACCACAAAUAGAAGAAAAUAGUACAUACAUAUCCAUGUAAAUAAAUACGAUCCAUGAGAAAUCUAUUUAGGUUUUACUGGAUUUCUAAAGCUAAUAUGGCGAACAUGCGGAUGAGCCAAGUGUUGGCAUCUUAUUGGUAUCGAUAUUCUAGGAACUAUAGCAUUGCGAGCGGGAGUGCGUAGAAAAAUAAUCAGGGUUAUAACUCUUAAAGUGUUUAUUGAAUGUAAAUUGAGGGAAAAGAACUGCAUGCAGUACUCAAAAAACAUACCAAAUGCACCAGCCAUAGCGAUAACUAAAACAAAAACGGUAUUUAAAGCAUAUACACUCAACUGAAGCCGUUUAAUAUGCAAUGAAAAAAACUCACCUUGAAAAGAGCGUUGUAAAAUAGUACACAUAACUUAUAGCCGCACCAGUGCAACAAACACCAACCGCAGCGCCACCCGUUGUGCAACUAAAUUUCACGGUUCACUUGUUCACAUUUUUCGCCAGUUUGAAUGGUCGCGCCGAGCAUUACACACAUUUAGCAUUACGUAUACGCACCGGCGAGCUUCGCAUAACACAAGGACAGUGCGUGUGAAGUGACAAACGAAGCGAAAUAACAAAGCCAAUAAAAAAAAACAAUAAAACAAACAAAAAGCCAAUAAAAAGGUAACAAAGCAAACAAUAAAUAAAAAACAAAAGCCAACUAGGUAUAAUAUAACGGUGGACAAAAAACAAUAAUAAAAACAUUAUAAAACAAAAAUGCAAAGACAACCAUAAAUUGAAAGUAACAACAAACAACUGUGAAAGGGAAAACAAAUCAUCAACACUUACACGCUUGGUCUACAAAACAAUAAUGUACUCUAUGCAGACAAUACAACAAUAAAAGGCCGUAAAUAAAGCGUCAAAAGCAAUUUGCUAAAACGCAUAUCGCUUGCAUUUAAGCGCCAACUGAACACGAACAAAAAAAGGAACACAAUCCAACAGAAAAUUCUAUGUAUUGUGCAGCGUUCAAAUUUAAAUAACCAAAAAACAAGGCAACAGCCAGGCAAAUCAUACAGCUAGACGCCUACGAACCUUUACACACACGACACAACCACCACCUCACCAUGGAUCGCAAGCAUAUUGGCGCUUUGGCGCUGUGCUUGUUCGUUUUGUUAUUUAAACUAAAUGUAUUUGCUGUGGUCGCUGACCAAGAUGAGGAUAUACCACAUAAUGAGGUACGAAAUUGGGCGCUUAAAUUUGGUGUGGAUCUUUGGGAGUUCGGACGGCAAUUUACAAAAAUGAAUGAAAUAAAAAAUCGUUUUAAGGAGAAUGAUAUCGAAGUGAAACGAAAGGAUGGCAUCAUAUUGCUGCGCGAAUUGGCAGCCGAGGUUAAGAAUUUCAUGGAUUUCAAGCGCAAUGCUGUGAUGCGCAUCAUGGACUCCGCCGAGCAAGCUGCACUUUCCGAAUUGGACUCACAAAAUUCCCAUAGCACUUCAGCGACGACAAAUAAUCAGCACUACGACGCGCGACGCAUUAACGAAUAUAAUUCGGAUGGAAAAUUGGCAGACGGCGCACGCCACAUGGACAUACGCUUUAUGCGCCGAUUUGAACGUUUGCCUGUCAAUCUCAGUCUUAGUUCGAUUUUGGUGCCGAAUGGCGUCUCACUCGACGACGGUGAUGUCAAGGCGGCACUGCAGUGGAGCGCGCACCUGGACCCACUCUUUCAAAAUAAUCUCGAACGUGAUCCAGCUCUGUCGUGGCAGUAUUUUGGUUCAUCGACUGGCUUUCUACGUCGUUUCCCCGGCACCGCUUGGCCGCCAGAAGGCUCGAAAGGCAGCAAGCAGAUCCAUGAUUUUCGCACGCAAAAUUGGUUCGUGCAGGCAGCAUCUUCCCCCAAGGAUAUUAUGAUUUUACUUGACUCUUCGUCGAGCAUGUCGGAUAAGUCGUUCGAUCUUGCAACGGCUACUGCUUUCAAUAUACUUGAUACACUAGGCGAGGAUGAUUUUGUAAAUUUGAUCACAUUUGCGGAGGAAAUCAAAACGCCAGUGCCAUGUUUCAAGGAUCGUAUGGUGCGCGCCACCCCAGACAAUGUUCAAGAAAUAAAAUCAGCGGUAAAGGCUAUAAAGCUUCAGAAUACAGCUAAUUUUACGGCUGGACUAGAAUAUGCGUUCAGCCUAUUGCACAAAUACAACCAGUCGGGCGAAGGCAGUCAAUGUAAUCAAGCCAUUAUGCUCAUCACCGAGAGUACAUCUGAAACCCAUAGCGACAUAAUCAAGCAAUAUAAUUGGCCUCAUAUGCCCGUACGAAUUUUUACAUAUCUGAUCGGUUCCGAUUCGAGUAGUCGCAGCAACUUGCAUGAAAUGGCCUGCUCCAACAAAGGAUUCUUUGUGCAAAUCAAUGAUAUGGAGGAUGCUCGCAAGAAAGUUAUCGAUUAUGCACUAGUUAUGGCACGGCCCAUGAUUAUGUAUCAGGCCGAUCAUCCAGUACAUUGGAGUCCAGUUUUCGUCGCCGGCAAGACAGGUGGUUUGGCACGUGACUCCGACUACCAGCGACGGCUGGUGACGACAGUUUCAACUCCGGUCUUCGAUAGACGAAACCAUUCGGUGCGUGUGGCUAAUUUACUCGGUGUUGUAGGCACCGAUGUGCCCAUCGAGGAGAUACGAAAAAUGAUACCGCAACAUAAAUUGGGGCCGAAUGGAUAUUCGUUUAUCGUUGAUAACAAUGGACGUGUACUGUAUCAUCCAGAUUUGCGUCCUAUGAGUGAUGGUAAUCAAUAUAUUGAUCAGUUGCGGCCGCGGUACACGUCGGUCGACAUAACGGAGUUGGAACUGCCGGAAACCGAAGUGGGCAAUGAGCAUGAAAUUGUCGAAAUGAAUAAGAAUCUGCUGUAUGAUAUGCGCAAUGACAUGCUUAUGCCCAAAGAAGGUGAAACCGAAUUCACUGUAUUCAACCACUUUGAUGGUAUGAAACGUGUAACGGCGCGUACGCAAAGGUAUUUUUAUGGACCUAUUGAAGACACGCCAUUCACUUUAGCUGUUGUACUCCCUGAAAAAUAUGGAAGCCAUGAAUUAGUCUCCCAACAAGAAAUACGGCACUCCCGCCGAAAUGGUAAAGGAGUUCGAUAUCAUAAAAAUCGUGGCAAUAAUAUUCAUAUAUCUUCAUCUUUUCGCACAGUGACCGAAUACUUCAAAGGAGAUAAUUGGCGCGUACACCCCGAUUGGGUGUAUUGUGAGUACAACAGUGUUAGUGAUUUAGAGAAAGAGCGUGAAAGCUCGGGCGAAUAUCUGUCAGCCUCUCGGGAACAAGAAUUAAGUUUUGGCUCACCCGAAGAGCAGGUGUUACAUUUCUUGGGUCGUGCAGGUCGGCCAGGCUGGAAGUGGAUGUCGGUGCGCCCAAAACCACCGCAACCACACCACGCCAUGCAUGGUGCUACACCUGUCGGCCAUUUUGCCCAACAUCUAAAUAAUGUUCAAGGAUCUCGCAAAGCUGAACCAUACUUUUGCGAUCGAACCUUAGUACAGAGUUUGGUGCGUGAUGCUAUGGUAACCGAUGGUCUGGACCGAAAUUCAACUGUAACUUCAACUGGCAAAGAAGAUAAACAACAAGGUUAUCAAAAGUUUUUGGUUGCCACUUCUUUCGUUGCCACGCGUUCGGGUCUUCUACGUUGGAUUGAUCACAUGAAAAGACCAGAGGACUCGCCUGAUCCCCAUUUCAGUGAGGACAAUGCCCGCGCCAUGAGCACAUCCUGGUACAAACGUGCCGUAGAUCAGCAUACCGUCGAACAAGACAGUUUUGUCUAUAGUGUGCCCUUCGCUACUGGCUAUGCGACAAAAUUGAAUACAACACUUGUUACUGCUUCACACGCGAUAUUCCUUGAACAUCGUGGUCACAAAGCCAUAGCCGCCGUCGUUGGUUUACAAUUUCAAUUGGACUCUUUGGCAAAACAUUUUAUAAACAUAACCUCAACCUGUACCGGCAUGACAGGCUGUCGUCGCACUUGUGCCUCAGAUGAUCUCGACUGCUAUGUGCUGGACAAUAAUGGCUUUGUUAUUAUCUCCGAGCAAGGCGAUCAUUCAGGAAAAUUUUUUGGACAAAUCGAUGGCACUAUAAUGGAUUCAUUGGUACAGGAUCGCAUUUACAAACGUGUCACGGUUAAUGACUAUCAAGGAAUUUGUUCGGAUGCCGAUAAUCCUUAUACGGCGGCUAGUGCUUCAUUGCAGCCACACCGCGCUUCCACGUGGCUUAUGAAAUAUUUGAUAUCGAUGAGCGCCACUUGGUUGGCUAUGUUACCCGUACCGCUGCAUGCUUGGCCACAGGACGAUUACACAUACAAUGAAGAUGUAUUUGAAGAGCCUUCAUAUACCGACGAUUAUGAACCAUUUGAGGACUAUAAUUCACCAAUUGAUGAGGAAGUGGAUGAGUUUUUCACCACCGCCGAUGUGGAAUCCACGACACCUCCGCCUAAGCAACAUAAGCCACACACCGGACCACGCGCGUCGCCAGACCCACAACACGCGAGGCGCUGUGACCUGCGUACGGAUCUCUAUAUGCUGCAGCCAGAACGUCUAAAUCAAGGCGGUCAAAAUAAUCCUCUUAAGGGCAAGCUGACCAAUUGUCAUGUGUCAGGAUGCGAACGCCCCUUCAGCGUACAGAAAAUACCACACAGCAAUCUCAUUUUGCUAGUAGUGGAUACCUUAUGUCCUUGCGGCUCCAAGCAGCUGGAUAUAGAACCGCUUGAGGAGUCGGGUGCCUGCAGCGCACGUCGCCAGUCACAGGAGAGCGCAAAGCGUCGUCGACCCAAAAAAUGUAUCAACUAUCAUCCUGAAGAAAUCGAAAUUCAGCAAUGUGGGCGUGCCACGGCGCUUCUACAAACACCCAUUUCGCUCGUCAUGGCACAUCUGUUUAUGUUGGUGGUGAUGUUUACGUUCACAACCGCGUGAUACUAAGUGGAGUAAAAGUGAAAAGUAGCAGGUUACAGUUACAAAUAUGCAACACUAACAUUUGAACAACAAAAGGAUCCUACAUACAUAGAACGACAACAUGAAACAACGCAACAAUAACAAUAGUUAUAUGCCAACAAAAGAAUUACAUACAUACCUACAUGCAUUCAUACCAACAAACCCACUAAAGAUAAAAAACAAAUAACGUUUAUUAGUAUAUUUAAAAAAUAUCAAUUAUCACGUAAGUAUAUAGCUUAGUUCAAUUAAGUUACUAAUUAGGUGAAGUUGUGGAUUUAGUUUUUAUGGCAAGCGGAAGAAAAGUUUUGACGUUAAGUACUGCAAAUAUUGUAUGUAAUUUUUAUGGAUUAUUUUAGCGCAAUUCCGCGUAAGAUCCAAUUUACAAUAUAAUAAGUAUCUUAACUUGUUUAAAGAUUUUUCACAAAGAGUAUUUUCGGAUACCAGAAAAUAAUUUUAUAAUUCAAAAUCCUAAUCAAACUGAGCUGUCUUCCUUCUUUAUAAAAGUCAGCAUUUGCUUUUAUAAAAAACUUUCUGGUAGAAGCGCUCCUAUUUGGAGCAUUUAACAUAGAAGAACUUGCCACUUUCAAGAUUUUCAAAUUAUUAAAAUCUUCUUCGUAGUGGCUGUUGUCCAUGUGAUUUCAAUCACUUGGAUUUGCCUAACUAUAUGAGUACUCUUUUUCGAAGCACCUCCAAAAUCGCUUUAAAAUAAAUAAGAUCAGCCGCCAAGUCCCCUUUUUUUUAGAUUUUUAGUAAAAUCUUUAUUAAUAUCCACCCUUUUCCUAUCGGAUGGAUGGUGGGAUCUAUGAAGAAGAUUUACUCUUCAUAAUUCUAAGCUUUGCACACGCUAGAGCGGCAUUUUCUGUUCGCAGUUUUCUUGCAGCAUUCUUCAGAAAACAUUCAUAUUCUUUUGUCCCCACAUUUAGUCAUCGGGAGUCCGAUCUAACCGCAUCAGCGUAAGCUCUUAAUUCAGCAAGACCUUUUUUAAUUUGUUUGAGUUUCUCAUUGACUACCAGCGACCAGAGUAAUGACGACACCGCGCUCUCUUGAAGAAUGUCUCUACUGACCGGUUUAGUGGUCUCAUGCCCACCCCAUUGAGACCUGGAAGUUUUCCAACUCAGUACGCUGCUUAUCCAGUUUGAAAAUACACGGUGUGCCACUAUCGUUAAUACUCCAUCGAAAAUAGCUCGUUUUUGACAUUAUUGUAUACACUCUAAAAAAAAAUUUUGUAGAUUUCCUAGCUAAAAGGUAGGUUACUGAUUUCCUACCUUACUA
This is a messenger RNA of Rhagoletis pomonella (apple maggot), 6932 nucleotides long. It is a transcript of the gene stol, whose product is annotated as voltage-dependent calcium channel subunit alpha-2/delta-3. The coding region runs from base 1827 to 5642 and encodes 1271 amino acids. Gene Ontology annotation, cellular component: voltage-gated calcium channel complex. The record is from RefSeq and is a predicted model, not a curated record. The transcript is spliced from 16 exons. Gene Ontology annotation, molecular function: voltage-gated calcium channel activity. NCBI's taxonomy places the organism in Eukaryota, Metazoa, Arthropoda, Insecta, Diptera, Tephritidae.